Messenger RNA from Homarus americanus (American lobster), 462 nucleotides. Its product is annotated as protein TsetseEP-like. The transcript is spliced from 3 exons. The record is from RefSeq and is a predicted model, not a curated record. Lineage: Eukaryota; Metazoa; Arthropoda; Malacostraca; Decapoda; Nephropidae. The coding region runs from base 1 to 462 and encodes 153 amino acids.
AUGAACCCCAGCCCAAGUCCUGAACCACCCAUGAACCUCAGCCCAAGUCCUGAACCACCUAUGAACCCCAGCCCAAGUCCUGAGCCACAGGUAAACCCCAGCCCAAGUCCUGAGCCACAGGAAACCCCAGCCCAAGUCCUGAGCCACAGGCAAACCCUCAGCCCAAGUCCUGAGCCAGGAAACCCCAGCCCAAGUCCGAGCCAGGUAAACCCCAGCCCAAGUCCUGAGCCACAGGUAAACCUCAGCCCAAGUCCUGAGCCAGGUAACCUCAGCCCAAGUCCUGAGCCACAGGUAAACCUCAGCCCAAGUCCUGAGCCACAGGUAAACCUCAGCCCAAGUCCUGAGCCACAGGUAAACCUCAGCCCAAGUCCUGAACCACCCAUGAACCCCAGCCCAAGUCCUGAACCACCUAUGAACCUCAGCCCAAGUCCUGAACCACCUGAACCUCAGCCCAAGUCCUGA